AUGGGCCGAGCAGCAGCAGCAGCAGCAGCAGACGCCACCCCCGACGACGGAGCGGCGUUUCGUCAUGGAGGAGGACGACGUGGAGAGCCACCAAGUCUUUUGCCCCCUCUGCCUCCCCACGCAGGCUCGGGGAUCGGACCGCGGAGUGCGGGGUGGGGGAGCCCUUGGGGGCCCCCCUCCUCCGGGGUGGGGGGGGCCCCCUGGGGGAACGGCGGCAGUCCGUGGAGCAGGCGAACUCCGAUACACCCCAGCGAUCCAAGAGCUUCUCAGGGGGGGGAAGCGGGGGGGAAGUGGUGGCGAGCGGCCUCUCCACCUCCCGAAUUCUUCGCAGAUCGCUUGAAGAUACGAAGGGACAUGGAGAGGGCGCAACAGGAGAAAUUGCUGCGCAAGGAGCAGAAAAAAGCUUUCCGUCGCAUGCAGGUGGCACAGGUCAAUAGGCGGGACCAGCCGCCCUUCUUGUUGAGAGUGUUUUGCCGCUUGGAUUCUCAGCAUGCGCUGGAGGAGUUCAGAGUUCGGGGGCAGGAGCCUGUGCAAGACGAAUUGCAGGUGUACGCGUGGAUGGAUACGCGGCUUCGGGAGAUUUGUCAUUUGAUUAAGGAUGUUUGCGCAGAAGCUCGCGAUAGAAAGGCCGUGUGGCAUUUCAGACUUUGUUAUCCAGACAAGGAGGGACAGAAUGUCUUCGCCGAUGUGGGCAUGCUGCACUCUAUUAUUCCAGACCCUAAGGAAGACUCGCGCACCCUUGCUGACGUAAAGUUUCAGGUAGGGGAUUUCUUGCUGCUUUCCAUCAUGCGGAAGCGGCAGCAAAGCAACAAGCGGCUGGCACCGCAUCCAGAUCCGAAACUGAAGAUGCAGGAGGGGUGGGAAUAUCAACCGAGGCCUACUAUCCUACACCAGCUCAGCUACACCCCUGUUGCUGCUGAUGGGAGCGCAAGUAAGAGCACAAGUAGCGUUGCGGCUGCCCCCGCUCAUGCGGCACUGCCUGGCGACACAGUCGCUGCAGACUCGGAGGAAGAACCAGGAGAGGCGGAGAUGCAGAGAAGGGAAGGCACUUCAAUGAGCGUCGAUGGAGUGCAUGCUCUUCCUUCAGCUGUAGCCACUGCUGCUGCUGCGGCUGCUGUGGAGAGCAGCAGCAAGACGGCGGCACUGCCAGAAGGAGAGGAGGAGGCAGCAGCGGCUGCGGAUGACGCCAAUAAGGAGCAGCUCGAAUUGGCGGGCGAAGGGGACUUGGGUGUACAGACACUGCAGCAAGAGCAGCAGCAAGAGAAACAGCAGCAGCAGCAGCAGCAGCAGCAGCAGGAGGCCGAGGAGGAGGAGGCAGAACCAGCAUCCAAGUCGAGCCGGAAAGGCAGCAGCAAGAAGAGCAAGACAGCAAGUGCUGCUGACAGCAGCAGCAGCAGCAAAAAGACGGCGGAUGGAAAGGGAGAGGAGGCCUCCGUCAAGAGGCGCUCUGCCCGACUUGCGAAAGAGAAAAAGUAG
Cyclospora cayetanensis is the source of this 1476-nucleotide messenger RNA. RefSeq lists its product as uncharacterized. Gene Ontology annotation, cellular component: nucleus. Bases 1 to 1476 code for a protein of 491 amino acids. The transcript has 9 exons. Gene Ontology annotation, biological process: negative regulation of DNA-templated transcription. The record is from RefSeq and is a predicted model, not a curated record. Gene Ontology annotation, molecular function: transcription factor binding; transcription corepressor activity. Lineage: Eukaryota; Apicomplexa; Conoidasida; Eucoccidiorida; Eimeriidae.